AUUGACGCAAUUCCCCAAAAUCCACUCUCCAAUACUGUAAUUCUCUCAAUUUCAACUCUGCCGGCCAAUGAGAGUGGAACUAAUGGCGGCGGAGAGCAGCAGCAAUCGGGGGAAGAAGGACUCUACGGCCUCAGGGUUGUUGAAUUCGCCGACCCGCCCAAACGACGACGUUGAAGAUCCCGUCAAAUCCCCGCCCCACUCCCCCAACAAUUCCUCCACGCGCAAGGCUUGCUAUGCUGUUCUUCAGAGUUGGGUUUCCAAGAAGUUCAUGACUGGAUGUGUGGUUUUAUUUCCAGUUGCUGUUACAUUUUUUAUCACUUGGUGGUUUAUCCAGUUCGUUGAUGGUUUCUUCAGCCCUAUAUAUGAGAGGCUUGGCAUUGAAAUAUUUGGCCUUGGAUUCAUCACAUCAAUAAUCUUUAUUUUCUUUGUUGGUAUGUUUGCUUCGUCAUGGUUGGGUUCCACUGUUUUCUUGAUAGGAGAAUGGUUUAUAAAGCGAAUGCCCUUUGUAAGACAUAUAUAUUCAGCAUCGAAGCAAAUUAGUUCUGCAAUCUCACCAGAUCAGAAUACAACUGCUUUCAAGGAGGUUGCUAUUAUUCGCCAUCCUCGUGUUGGAGAAUAUGCUUUUGGCUUUAUUACAUCAUCUGUAGUUCUUCAGAGAGAUAAUGGGGAUGAAGAACUUUGCUCUGUGUACGUACCAACAAAUCAUUUAUACAUCGGGGACAUAUUUCUAGUUAGCUCAAAAGACAUCAUUCGGCCAAACUUGUCUAUCCGAGAGGGCAUAGAGAUCAUUGUCUCGGUGGGGAUGUCAAUGCCUCAGGUCAUUUCUCCCGUUGAAGAGCUUGCACGUCAGAAUGUCCGGAUCCCUCCUGGUAGAAUGAUGAUAUAGCAACACAUUGCUGCAUGUUUCUCUGCAAAUGUGGGCGUAAUUUAAUUUGUUUUUUCCUCUGAUAACAAUAGGGAAUUCAUCUUCUCAUAGCUAGUCUUUCUUGGUGUAGAAAUGCAACCUAUUUCGCAUAUAUAUCUAGGCCUGAUCAGUUCACUAUGUCGACAAAAAUGUAUACCUAUUCUGACCUAUAUUCUUUUGAUUUUGUACAAAGGAAAAUCAAAUUUUCGUUCCAAAUAGUUUGCAAUUUAAACUUUCUCAUCUAA
Molecule: messenger RNA, 1149 nt
Organism: Salvia hispanica
Lineage: Eukaryota; Viridiplantae; Streptophyta; Magnoliopsida; Lamiales; Lamiaceae
Product: protein LIKE COV 2-like
Cellular component (GO): Golgi apparatus
Source: RefSeq, a predicted model, not a curated record